This is a messenger RNA of Desarmillaria tabescens, 2533 nucleotides long. Its product is annotated as BRO1-like domain-containing protein. The record is from RefSeq and is a predicted model, not a curated record. The transcript is spliced from 16 exons. Bases 51 to 2492 code for a protein of 813 amino acids. Gene Ontology annotation, molecular function: protein binding. Lineage: Eukaryota; Fungi; Basidiomycota; Agaricomycetes; Agaricales; Physalacriaceae. Gene Ontology annotation, cellular component: endosome. Gene Ontology annotation, biological process: multivesicular body sorting pathway.
AGUCAACUUGCCACCACGCCACUGCCUUUGCUCCUUCCCUUCGUACAGACAUGUCCAAUUUACUCGCCAUUCCAUUCAAGAAAUCAUAUAACCUUGAUCUCAAGGAAACUGCGCGUCGUUAUCUACAGGAUCAUACCUCGGCCCACCCGGAUUCUUUCAAAGUCGAUAUCAAUCGUUGGCAAGAACUUCGAAGAGAUGGCGUCGGAGGAACAGUGCACAAGGAUGUCACGGAUAAGAUGAACAACUAUCAUGCUCAGCUCUCGUCGAUACUGACCAAAUUACCGUCCGAUAUUGGAUUGGAUAUAUCUUAUGCUCCCGCUUUCUCCCCUAAUGCAAUGCCGGUUACUCUGCGCAGUCUCGCCUUUGAACGCGCUGCUGUAUUGUUCAACCUAGCUGCUCUGUAUUCACAACUUGCUAGCAAUGAGGAUCGUUCACACAUGGAAGGAAUUAAGCGCGCCAUCUCUUGUUAUCAGAAUGCAGCAGGAACACUAUCCUGCUUAAGAUCUUCAGCUCUCGCAGAACUCAGUGUUUCUCCUCAAGACGAUGACAUUCCCUUCGAUCUCGAUAAAUCGUGCGUUCACAGCUUAGAAUGGCUCAUGCUCGCCCAAGCGCAGGAAUGUUUCUGGCAAAAGGCUAAAAUUGAUGGAUUCAAGAACGCUUUGAUUGCUAAACUAGCGGCUAAUACCUCUGCCCUUUAUAAACUAUCUAUCUCCGCUAUUCGAGAUGCAUCUCCUCCAGUAAAAUCAGCACUCCCUUCGGACUGGGUGGCCCACAUCGAAGCCAAACAACAUCAUUUCGAGGCAGUUGCACAGUUCAGGAAGAGCGUGGAAGAGCUGGAGAACAGUAGUUACGGCGUCGAAAUAUCCCGUCUCCAAGAAGCCCAAAAUGAGGCGAAGAAGGCCCAUGAUGUAGCUCGCCGCGGGAAAGUUUCGCAGGCUGUGAUACAAGAUAUACAGUCCCUUGUUGAUGUUGUGAAAACCGCCCUCGCGCGCGCUGAGCGCGACAAUGAUCUUAUAUAUCACCAGGAUAUACCAGCAGUGUCUGCGCUCCCUUCUAUACCCCACGCAGCCAUUGCACAAGUUACUAUACCCGCAGGAUUGUCGAAUCCAGCGAAAGGAACCCACAUGAUCUUCGGGGAACUGCUUGGUUGGGGCGCCCAGGAAGCCAUUAAUAUUUACAAUGACAGGAAAAAGAAUCUCUUGCAGGACCAGAUCGUGGAACCUACACGAGAACUGAAAGACAAAGCGGACGAGAUGUUGACAUCCCACAAUCUACCUGCUUCUAUAGAGGCACUUGAGCGUCCUGUCGGAUUGCCUCCAAGCCUCUUAAAGAAAGCCGAAGAAGUACGCCUCGAAAAUGGCCCGAUGAAGAUUGAAUCGUGGUUUGAAGACUUGCAGAGGCAGGCUCGACACGACUUUAAUAUCCUAGAAGAGGCGAUGGAUAUUUUGGAUACAGAAGCUUCCGAGGAUGAAGUUGCUCGCAAAGAACUCCCUCUGGAUCGGCCACCUUCAUACGAAGCCAACAUCGAGCUGAUUGAGAAGGAGAAGCGGUAUCGAGCCAUCCUUGAUCAAGCCAAGGCCAGUGACGACACUGUCAGACGCAAGUGGGACGAAUGGGAAAACAACAUCACAGAUUUGACGCUAGAUGAGUCGGAUCUAGAAGCUAUGGUACCUUCCUCCACGGCGUCUAGUAGGAAAACUCCAGAGUCAACCAUCACUUCAAGAUACGCUCGACAUCUUCGAGUAUUGCUUGAGUCGCUUGAUACGCUUCAUGCCGACCGAGACCAGUAUGUUCGACGCGCAGAAGCCCUAGCCGAAGCCGACGACAUAUAUCCGAGGAUAGUGAAGGCCGCUUCCGGAAUCGAACGUCUGACUAAGGUCCAACCGGCGACGUUCGAGGAUGUCCUGGACGAGGAGCUAGCAAAGUAUGAUAAAUUCUGCGAAUACAUCAAAGAAAGCGAGCAGAAACAGGAGGAUAUUCUUUCAUCUAUAGAGGCGGAUAACGAGAAAUUUAUAAAAUCCCGUAAGGACGAUCCAUCAGUGAAGGAGCGUGAACACGCCCUUCAGUCCUUGGAUCUAUCAUAUCACAAGUAUCGGGAGAUCACAAACAAUUUGCAAGAGGGGAUCAAAUUCUACAACGACUUGUCUGGGCUGCUUCUGCAGUUCAAGGACUCGUGCAAGAUUUGGUGUAAUCAUCGACAGGAAGAGAUCCAUGCUCUUUCACAGUCAUUAGGAUCUAUGUCUCUCCAAGAAAACGAUGACGCCGAAAAUCUUUCGGAAGAAGAUAUCAAUGACCAGCCAGAGGUAGUGGAAGAGCCACCUGCACCUAGUCUUCCCAAUCCUCCCAGCGAGCCUCCGCAGAGCGCUCAACCCAAGAAAGUAUUCGGAAAAAUCUCUUCAGGACUGCCACCUCUGAAUUCUAGCGAGUGGGGUUUCGAGGAGAUAAAGCUGCCUCCGGGGCCAAGCAAGAAGAAAUCGAAGAUGAAGGCGUAGUUGUAGUAUGUGAGCUUCAAUCCAUAUAUAUCCUUGUUGUA